AUGCCGCAGUCAGCGCCUGAUUCAGCAAGUCAGCCAUUCCAGGUAGGUUGUGAUUGAAAAAUGCACAGUAGUCAAUAUAGCGGUUUUAUAUACUCGGUUUAUACAAUCUUGUAUUUUCCAAAAACACGAUCUUAGCCUAUGAUUUACGUUUCUAUAAAAAUCUACAUCAUAUAAAUGAGUGUUUUUUUUUGUAGAUUAUCCUUCCGGUCCAACCUACAAGAACGGAUGAAUCAUUUUUUAAAGGAAUCUUGGAGAAGAUAAAUGUAGAAUUGCGUGGUGUGGCUAGAAGGGACACGAAUUCGAUGCUUCGAAGUCGCAGUUUUGACAGGCUAAGCAACUUUUCGUACGAGCAGCUGGUAGAAGAAUUAAAGACCAUGUGUCCUAUUACAUAUAAACUAUUACCUUGUAUGCUGGAAUUAGAAAAUUGUAGCGAGAAAAAGAUUGCUGCGCUCAGUUUGAUAUACGGGGUGAUUAUGUUCAAGAGGUGCAAGGAACUCGGCUUUAUCCAAAGCAUUAACACCAUUAUUCUGUCAGACAGCGGUGCGAACACCGAGGUACUGUAG
Molecule: messenger RNA, 563 nt
Organism: Paramuricea clavata
Lineage: Eukaryota; Metazoa; Cnidaria; Anthozoa; Malacalcyonacea; Plexauridae
Source: the annotation of a GenBank genome assembly